CAUCAUCAUCCUCUUAUUCUUCUUUUUCAUCCUCAUCCUCGUCUUCUUCUUCUUCGCCAUCAUCCUCUUCUUUUUCAUCAUCAUCAUCCUCUUCUUCUUCUUCCUCUUCUUCUUCAUCCUCAUCCUCAUCCUCAUCUUCUUCUUCAUCCUCAUCUUCUUCUUCUUCUCUUCCUCUUCUUCUUUUUCUUCUUUUUUUGUCUUCCUCUUGCAGGUCACGGCUCAUGCGCAGAUUUUUUUAUCGUGCUGCCUAUCAGUGACCAUCAGUGCCACCUACUGAUUUCCAUCGGUGCUGCCUAUCAGUGCCGCCUCGUCAGUGCCCAUCAGUGCAGCCUAUUAGUGCAAAUCAGUGAAGGAGAAAAAAAUUACCUGUUAACAGAAACUAAUGCAGGCCAUAGACGGGUCGAAAAUCGGCCGAUUUUUCGGCCGAAAAUAAAAUCGGCCGAUUUUCGG
Messenger RNA from Staurois parvus, 450 nucleotides. The record is from the annotation of a GenBank genome assembly. Lineage: Eukaryota; Metazoa; Chordata; Amphibia; Anura; Ranidae.